This is a messenger RNA of Lottia gigantea (owl limpet), 1143 nucleotides long. RefSeq lists its product as hypothetical. The record is from RefSeq and is a predicted model, not a curated record. Lineage: Eukaryota; Metazoa; Mollusca; Gastropoda; Lottiidae. The transcript has 10 exons. Bases 1 to 1143 code for a protein of 380 amino acids.
AUGGCUGAGGCUUGGUUACCAAGAAUGUGUUUAUAUCAAGUCUUAUCAUUGUUCUUAGUAACUAUCAUCAAUUUCUGCAAUGCCACCGAUCUCUACAGACUUUUUGAUGAACAGACAUAUACUUCAUCCACACAAAACUUACCAGAAGCCCCUGGAAAAUGUAACUUCAGAAUAGGAAAUGGUAAAACACAUUCUGUUAGAUUAUAUAGAAGGUUCCAGUAUCCUGAUUCCAAAUUUUCUUGUUUACAUUUCCAUUGUACGUUAAAUGGUGAAGUAAAACUAAUGGUUAAAGUCAGUGGAUGCCUUGUUAAUGAUAAAUGUUUAAAAUUUGGUGAAACUUUUUCUGAUGAUCAAUGUAGAACAUGGACAUGUGGUAUAGACUACAAAUUAUGGUUAGAUUCCCAAAUCAUCAAAAUGGGUGUGUUUCUUGAGAGAAUGAAAACAAAAUGCUUAUUGAAUGAUAAAUGUCAUGAAAGAGGAACAGUUAUUGAGGAUAAAACAGACUGUAUAACUAAAAGAUGUACCAUAUAUGGCAGACCUUUAGAUAAAUGGAAAUUUGGUGCCUUACAAUACUGGAAGCCAAUAAAAGCCGAUUGUAAAAUAGAUGAUACUUGUUAUAAAUAUCAGACAGUAUACAAUGUGGGCUGUUCUACCUAUAAAUGUAACAGUAAGGUUAAACUUACUGUUAGAAAACUAAACGAUGGUAGAGAUGUUGUUGAUUAUUUAGUUGAAGGUGGUCCAGAAUUUGUUAAAAACGGUUGUAAGCGAUUUAAUAGUGCCGGUUGUUUAGAUGUAGGAGAUCAUACAAGAUUUGGACAAUGUAUAGAAUAUACGUGUAUGGAAAAUGGAGUAAAUAUGUUGACGCAAGAAGGAUGUCCGAAUGCUUUAACUGGUGAAUGUGGUCAAAUUGGAGAUGUUAUCAACCCAUUGCCUUGUAUAAAACUACAGUGUCAAAAAUCUGGAAAUACAUAUUAUUAUAAAUAUGACAACGAAGGAUGUUAUAAUGGUAGUAAUUGUACAGAUAUUGGUUAUGUAGGUUAUGAUCCGAAAUCUGAUUGUAGUAAAACAUGUCAAAAAGUUGUUAAAAAUGGUCUGAUACAAUAUAAAUUAGCAGGAGAUUGUUUGACAAAUAUUGGUAAAUGA